CCCGGAGUAUUUCCGGUCUGUUUAUUAGAUUACACAACAAAGUGACAACAUAACAUGGCGAGUGGAAAAGCACAUGGAGCCGGUAACGUGUUGGAGAAUUUCAAGGAUAAUCUUGACCUUGUCAUCAAACAGAUCAAAGAUGGUGAAACUGAACGAGAAUCUGAUGAUACUUUUGAAGCAAAGCAGUAUUGGAUGAAAAUUGGGUCAGUGUUCAAGUCCUUGUCCCAUGAAGCCACAAAACUGUCUUUAGCAUUUUCAUCCCCACCUCUGCCAGAUGAAAAGACAUGUAAAUCUCUGGUGGACACAUGUGAGAAAGCUACACUGGGCCUUGUCUCCUUGUUCUACAGCCUUCCCAAAUAUCAGGGUCUGUAUCUGAGAAAGUCUCUAAAAUCAGCUGUGCUGGGUGUGUUACAGGACCUCCAGACUUUGGUACAUGUUUUACAUGACAGUGGUGCUGGUUCCACUGAACAGCUGCAAUCUACUGGGAUAGUAUGGCAGGACACAGACAGAUUCUCCAGUCUUCCUAAAGACAACAAAGAAGCUGUGUUGGGGUUAAUGAAAGUAACAUCAGAGUUGGUGAGGGAUGCCCUGGGUGAAAUGCAGGAUGCUGUGGAGAAUGGUCCAGCUAAUGACCUGGCUGAGGUUUUUGGGUUGGAAAUGGAUGAACCCUCUAAUGAGGACACAUGGUCAGAAACUGACAAGACAUUACUAGGUCCGUGUCUUGGUCUACUAAAGACAUCUCGAUCGCUUCUAAAGAAGUCUCGGGAAAGUGUCAGCAAGAGGGCGUCCUGUCACUGUACGGAUCAAAUAUCACAGUUAGACGACUUAGCUGAUUACAUUGGGCGUCUUAGUCCAGUAGUAGAUGAGUUUGCUUCCAGUCUUUAUCCGCCAAUGAAGUACUCGUCCGUACAGGAAAAUGCUAAAGAUUUGUACAACCUACAAAGGACAAUCCUAAGUUUUUACCAGAAAUGUCACAUGUGUAAUGAAGAUGACCAGAAAUGGGUGGAGUUCCUUUUGAAAGCCAAUCAACAUAACUGGGAGAACAUUAAACAGUGUACAGACACCGGCCAUGAAAAAGUCACCUGAGUAGAGCAGUCCCCAACCUUAUUACCCGAGCUGAUUACAGUUUACUAUAACAUAGGAUUUUUAUCCUAAUGGAUGGGAGAAUGACAGCAAUGGUAUCAUCUCCACAGCAUAAUUUACUCUGUGUCUUGUGAUGGUUAACUUAUAGGUAACAGCUGCUGAAUGAAAUAUCAGUCUGUGACAACCAUUGGACAUGACAUAAACGGUACGAUAUAUCUUUUAUAUAUAUCUUAUAUAUGUUUUAUCUACAAGGGCUAGACUUCCCAAAUUUGACUUUUACAAAUUAAUAAAUGCAUUUGACUAGAUGAGAGAUAAAGACUGUUACACAUGAUCAUUGGUAAUAAAUAAUUUAUGGUUGGUAGAUAAUAUUUGUUGGGUUUUUAAUUUUAAUUUUUAUUUGCAGUCAUUUAAGAAACCCCAAAAUUAAGAAAUAAAAUGUAAAACAAGUUUACAGUAAAUCAGAUUCUCAGAAAGUUUUCCUGUAUACAUGGAUACCAGCCGAUAGACAAAUGUGAAAUUUAGUCUCCAUAAUCUAGCCUGAUCAGGGACAACCCAAAUUAUUUAACCUUCAUAAACAAACUACAUUGUUGUAUACAGUAACAAUAGUUACUAAGUGUUGUUAAUGCUGGAGGUGAUAAUUGAUUAUUUAAGGUACUACAGAUGUGUUUAAGAAUUAUUCGUUUAGUAUAGAGAGAUGUAUAAGAUGGUGUCAUUUUUUAUGAAGACUGAUUCCCUACUUUGGACCUCUACAUAUUUAGAUCCCUUAUAUCAUUUUGCAUAUCUAGAUUUUACUAAACAAAACAUGUAUCAUCUUUAAGGGAACAUCAGAGACAAGGUUGUACCAGGGAAUUGUCCUGAUGAAGCUUUAGAAUUUGGUUAAUAAACUAAUUUCUUUAUCAA
Messenger RNA from Ylistrum balloti, 1983 nucleotides. RefSeq names its product cyclin-D1-binding protein 1 homolog. Lineage: Eukaryota; Metazoa; Mollusca; Bivalvia; Pectinida; Pectinidae. The transcript is spliced from 10 exons. The record is from RefSeq and is a predicted model, not a curated record. Gene Ontology annotation, cellular component: nucleus. Gene Ontology annotation, biological process: regulation of cell cycle. Bases 55 to 1086 code for a protein of 343 amino acids.